Messenger RNA from Ficedula albicollis (Collared flycatcher), 858 nucleotides. It is a transcript of the gene MGAT1, whose product is annotated as mannosyl (alpha-1,3-)-glycoprotein beta-1,2-N-acetylglucosaminyltransferase. The transcript has a single exon. The annotation marks the transcript as partial. Gene Ontology annotation, cellular component: Golgi apparatus. Gene Ontology annotation, molecular function: alpha-1,3-mannosylglycoprotein 2-beta-N-acetylglucosaminyltransferase activity. The record is from RefSeq and is a predicted model, not a curated record. NCBI's taxonomy places the organism in Eukaryota, Metazoa, Chordata, Aves, Passeriformes, Muscicapidae. Gene Ontology annotation, biological process: protein N-linked glycosylation.
ACCUUCCGCUACCGCGCCGCCAUCGUGGUGGAGGACGACCUGGAGGUGGCGCCGGAUUUCUUCGAGUACUUCCAGGCGGUUCUGCCGCUGCUGAAGGGGGACCCCAGCCUGUGGUGCGCCUCGGCGUGGAACGACAACGGCAAGGAGGGCCUGGUGGACCCCGGCCGCGCCGAGCUCCUCUACCGCACCGACUUCUUCCCCGGCUUGGGCUGGCUGCUGCUGGCCGAGCUGUGGGACGAGCUGGAGCCCAAGUGGCCGCCGGCCUUCUGGGACGAUUGGAUGAGGCAGCCGGAGCAGCGGCGCGGCCGCUCCUGCGUCCGGCCCGAGGUGUCCAGGACGAUGACCUUCGGCCGCAAGGGCGUCAGCCACGGCCAGUUCUUCGACCAGUACCUGAAAUUCAUCAAACUCAACGACCGCUUCGUGCCUUUCACCCAGCUGGACCUUUCUUACCUCAAGAAGGACGAGUACGAACGUUUCUUCCUGCGCCAGGUCUACUCCGCCCCCGAAAUCAAGCUGGAGGAUCUCCAGAAGGAGGCGGGGCGGGAGCCGGGGCCGGUCAGGCUCCAGUACCGGGGCAGGGAUUCCUUCAAGGCUUUGGCCAAAGCUUUGGGCCUGAUGGACGACCUCAAGUCGGGCGUUCCGCGCGCCGGCUACCGCGGCGUGGUCAGCUUCGUGUGCCGCGGGCGCCGCGUCUUCCUGGCGCCGCCCUCGGACUGGACGGGCUACGACCCUUCCUGGAGCUGAGAUUUGGGGUUUUCCGUCCCCUCGGUUUUCGGGUUUUUUUUGGCGGGGGGAGGAUUUGGGGUGAAUUCGGAGCGGGGGGUUUUUGCAGAAUAAAAGGUGAGAAAAUGGGGGAUU